AUGGUGGAGAUGCUGCCAACUGCCGUUCUGCUGGUCUUGGCAGUGUCCGUAGUCGCCAAAGAUAAUACUACGUGUGAUGGCUCCUGUGGGCUACCGUUCCGGCAGGCCCUGCAAGGGAGUGUGCGUGUCGUCGGAGGCCAGGCCGCCGCUCACGGGGCGUGGCCCUGGAUGGUCAGCCUGCAGGUCUUCACCUACCACAACAGCCGGCGGUACCAUGCGUGCGGGGGCACCUUGCUGAAUGCCCAGUGGGUCCUCACCGCUGCUCACUGCUUCAGGCUCAAAAAAAAAGCAUAUGACUGGAGACUGAUUUUUGGAGCAAGGGAACUUGAAUACGGCAGCAGCGAGCCCGUGAAGCCACCUCUCCAGGAGAGGUUUGUGGAGAAGAUCAUCCUCCACGAGAGAUACUCCCCCAUCUCAGAAGCCAACGACAUUGCUCUCCUGAAGGUCACCCCUCCUGUUGUCUGUGGGCGCCUCAUUGGACCUGGCUGCCUGCCCCAGUUCAAAGCAGGCCCACCCCGAGUAGCCCAGACCUGCUGGGUGGCUGGCUGGGGGUUCCUAAAGGAGACCGACCACAAGAUGUCACCUGUGCUGCAGGAAGCCCCUGUGAGUAUCCUUGACCUCAGCUUGUGUAACUCGACCCAGUGGUACAGAGGGCGCAUUAGCUCCAGCAAUGUGUGCGCGGGAUAUCCUGAAGGCAACAUCGACACCUGCCAGGGGGACAGUGGCGGGCCGCUCAUGUGCAGGAGCAGCCCAGAAGACCCCUAUGUGGUCGUAGGACUGACGAGCUGGGGGGUAGGCUGUGCCCGAGCUAAGCGCCCCGGAAUCUACACAUCCACGUGGCCGUAUCUGAGCUGGAUUGCCGCCAACAUUGGUUCCAAGGCCUUGCAGCUGGUUCAGCCAGCCUCACUCCCGCUCCGACCCCCGGCCCUGCCCCCACCCCCGGGCUCAAACCUGCUUCCUCCCCCGCGUCCAUCUUCCACGAAACCUUCCGAAGCGUCUUCCUUUGCCAAACGACUGCAGCAGCUCAUCGACAUCCUCGGUGGGAAUGCGAUGAAUUCCAGUGAAAGAACAGGCGAUGACGAAACGGGGGCCACCGACAUCCCAGAGGUGACCCAGAUGUCAACGGCCACCGACAUCCCAGAGGUGACCCAGAUGAAAACCUCACUCCCUAGGGGCGGAGAGAAAGAUGAAUAA
Messenger RNA from Molossus molossus (Pallas's mastiff bat), 1194 nucleotides. It is a transcript of the gene ACR, whose product is annotated as acrosin. Gene Ontology annotation, biological process: proteolysis; acrosome reaction. The record is from RefSeq and is a predicted model, not a curated record. NCBI's taxonomy places the organism in Eukaryota, Metazoa, Chordata, Mammalia, Chiroptera, Molossidae. Gene Ontology annotation, molecular function: serine-type endopeptidase activity. The transcript has 6 exons. The coding region runs from base 1 to 1194 and encodes 397 amino acids.